AACGGGAACACCGAAAAAAACGAAGAACAAAGAGAAAACGAAAAGUAAUGUAACUUUUCCCGGUACAUUUUGAAUUUGCGAAUAUCCGCGCUAUCUUGUCAAAGUCGCUACAGUUUUUAGGGCUCUUCAUGGCGGGGCUGUUUGAUACCCAGGCGGAGAUCUACGCGGCUGCGCGCCCCGAUUAUCCGGAUUCCCUCUUCGAAUUCCUGGCGUCGGUUACGCACCAUGGAUGCGUGUGGGACGUGGGCACUGGAAAUGGGCAAGCUGCGAUCAAGCUCGCAGAGAUCUUCGAUCGAGUGAUCGCGACGGACGUGAGCUCCCAGCAGCUCCAGCAAGCCCCGCAGCGCCCAAACAUCAAAUACGCCGUGACUUCCAAAUCGAUCACCCGCGACGAGCUCCACUCGGUGAUCGGCCCCGACCACUCGCUCGACCUCGUCACCGUCGCGCAGGCCCUCCACUGGUUCGACCUGGACGCCUUCUACGGCCACGUCGGCGCGAUGCUCCGCCGUGGCGGCGACCGCCCGGGCGUGCUGGCCGCGUGGUGCUACCAGCUCUGCCACGUGGACGCAGACGUGGACGCCGUCCUCACCGAGUUCUACGCGGCCACGUCGCCCUACUGGGCGCCACAGCGGCAGCUCGUGGACAACGGCUACCGUACAAUCGACUUCCCGUUUGAGCCGGUCGCGGGCCAGGCUAGUACGGGGCCGUUACGGUUCGAGUCGAUCAAGCGGCUCAAUUUGGGCCAGCUCUUGGCCUACUUCCGGUCGUGGUCCGCCGUACAGACCGCCAUGGACAAGGGGGUGGCCAUAUUGGAGGAGUUUCGGCCGGCAUUUGAGAAGAGCUGGGGCGGUGAUCCUAUGGUGGUGAAAACGGUGACUUGGCCUGUCCAUCUUCUGGUUGGCAAGCCAAAAUAAUUAUCUUCAGCAGCGAGUUUUACAACUGGAUGCAAUAACUCUCCUCAAUCAUCCCAGGUCUAAAAUAAGUAUUUAGACUAAAAUAUCAGCAGUUGGACCCUAUAAGCUAAACCAUAUUUAAACCCUUAAACCA
Molecule: messenger RNA, 1047 nt
Organism: Selaginella moellendorffii
Lineage: Eukaryota; Viridiplantae; Streptophyta; Lycopodiopsida; Selaginellales; Selaginellaceae
Product: putative methyltransferase DDB_G0268948
Exons: 2
Coding region: 129-914 (261 amino acids)
Source: RefSeq, a predicted model, not a curated record